This is a messenger RNA of Salvelinus namaycush (lake trout), 3579 nucleotides long. RefSeq names its product myocyte-specific enhancer factor 2C-like. The transcript is spliced from 7 exons. Lineage: Eukaryota; Metazoa; Chordata; Actinopteri; Salmoniformes; Salmonidae. Bases 22 to 1035 code for a protein of 337 amino acids. The record is from RefSeq and is a predicted model, not a curated record.
GUUCCCUCCUCCAACUACGAGAUGCCGGUGUCCAUCCCUGUUAGCAACCAGAACAGUCUCAUCUACAGCCACCCAGGAGGUUCCCUAGGCAACCACAACCUGCUGCCCCUGGCACACCACAUGCAGAGGAACAGCAUGUCCCCCGGUGUCACACAUAGACCUCCCAGUGCAGGUGGCCUCAUGGGUGCUGACCUCACCACUGGCGCGGGCACCAGUGCUGGCAACGGCUACGGGAACCACCACCGUAACUCGCCUGGUCUACUGGUCUCUCCGGGCAGCAUGAACAAGAGCAUGCAGGCCAAGUCUCCCCCGACCAUGAACCUGGGAAUGAACAGCAACCGCAAGCCUGACCUGCGGGUGCUUGUCCCCCCUGGAGUCAAGAACAACAUGCCCUCCAUCUCUGAUGAUGUCGAUCUGCUAUUGAACCAGAGAAUAAACAACUCCCAGUCUGCACAGUCAUUGGCCACCCCUGUGGUUUCAGUAGCAACGCCCACCCUACCUGGGCAAGGAAUGGGCGGUUACCCAUCAGCCAUGUCCACUUCAUACGGUACUGAAUACUCGCUGAGCAGUGCAGACCUGUCCUCCCUGUCUGGCUUUAACAGUGGUAGCUCCCUCCACCUGGGCUCCAUGAGCGGAUGGCAACAGCAACACCUCCAGAACAUGCAGCAGCACUCUGCCCUCAGUCAGCUAGGAAAUUGCAAUAGCAAUCACUUAUGUCACAAUUCAAAUCUCUCCCUGCCUUCUGCUCAAAGCCUGCACAUCAAGUCCGAACCUGUUUCUCCUCCUAGAGAUCGCACCAGCAGCACACCGGGGGGCUACGGCGUCCCGCAGCUUCAGCACCCCUCGUCCCGCCAAGACUCAGGCCGCUCCCCUGUCGACAGCCUGAGUAGCUGCAGCAGCUCCCACGAGGGCAGUGACCGCGACGAGCACAGGAACGAGUUCCACUCUCCACUGGGAAUGUCCCGGCCCGCCCUGGACGGGCACGAGAGCCCCUCGGUCAAACGUGUGCGCCUGUCCGAUGGAUGGGCCACAUGAUAGCCACGUCCAGUGUUGGCUGUCGCUCAAGCCUCGCUCACGCUGCGACGUCAUGAUGCCCCGACACCCUCACUCUCGAUAUCACCACACGACGCGUCACUCACCUCCGGAGCCCAUGCUCUCUCUAUCUCUCUGUCUCUCUCUCUCUCUUAUCUCUCUAUCUCUAUCUCUCUCUCUCUCUUAUCUCUCUCUAUCUCAUUGGAGGAAGGGGGGCACCUUUUUCUAUAUUUAACUGUAAUGUUUCUUUUUGCUUUUUGCAGAGUAUGUGUGCUAUACAUAUUGAAGUUCUAUAAGGCAGUGGAGGAGGUUGGUUGGAAUGGGGUUAGGGGAUAUUUUUGGUGGGGAACUAUGCAUUACUUGUGCCGUGUGUGGAAAAAAAAUGUAUGCGUAUAAAUUUACAAGUGUGUCUAUGUGCACAUAUAUGCAUAUCAACAAAUAAACAAAAAAAAGUCAGGUACUCUGUUUUGUAAAAGUACUUAUAACUUUCCUCAGUGAUAAUCAGUUACUAGUAGAGGAAACAUCCAGAGUGUAUGUUGCUAAGUGAACAGCCUAGCACUUGAGUUGGCCAACCAAUACAUGUGUACAGCGUCAAUUUCAUUGCUACCUUUCUCCGCGGUUCUCCCUUACAAAAUGUUUGUUACGAUAGAUGAUGUCAUGUUGCAGGUUCAACGUAUUUAUGUAAAUAGAGGGUCAGAUGGCAAAGGGGAGGGGUCAAAAGUUGCCAGACAUUACAGAUUAUUCAUACACAUAAUGAAAGCUAAUAUGCAACAUUUGAAGGAUUGUACAGGUAUUACCGCAGGCCCGUUGGUAGAUGUGAGGAACCAGGAAGAGAACCCAUGCUAAACAGAGAGCUCCUCAAAUAUGGAGCCUAUAGAUAAGAACAUCCUUUUACCCAAGAGCCAUGUUAGUGUAAUCAAGAAACCAUGGGUCUUGUAUUAGAUAUUCAGUAUAAAAAACUAUUGUACGAUACACUUGCUUAUAUUUUCAUAUGAAAGAAAUACAAUGCAAAGCAUUUUUGAGGCUUUUUGUAGUUUCUAUAAGCCAGAAUGUGUUUUUUGAUAGCUUUGCUAAUAUGAAUGAGAUGGAUAGUCCGACAAGAAAUGAAAUUACUGGGCGUCCAAACCAAGCCAUGAGAACAGACUGAGAACCCAUGCUUUGCUGAACUGUUUUCUCUUUGUAGAGGUUUUGUUUUUAAACGUGUAUUUCUAAUUAUAUAUAAUAAUGAUAAAAUUAAGACUCUUUAAAAAAAAAUCUGUGAAAUUAACAUGCUUGUGUAUAGCUUUCUAAUAUAUAAAUAUAUAUAAUAAUGUCGUUUUUUUCUUAGUGGAGUUUCUUAUGUGCAGUUGUUUGUUAUGUUGUUUUAUUUGAGCCUGGGACAGUGCUGUUCAGAGGCAUAUUUAGUCUAACCUUGAAAGGCAGCUUAUUAACAGAGUUGACCCUGUCUGUGUUUAUGAGUCAAUUAAGAAAGAUAGACCUCUUUCAAACAACAAGUUUGAGGAAACUGUGUGGGGAUUGGAAGAGGGGGUUAAUGCCCAGGCAGGAGAUGACAUCCCACUGGGCACAGACAUCAGUUCAAUGUCUAGUUUUGAUUUAGAUUUGGUUGAGUUGUCAACUAAUGUGAAUUCAAUAUGAAAUCAACAAAACAUGUCACCACGUCAUUGGAUUUAGGUCAAAGGGGUGAAAAAAGACGAAAUUCCCUUUGAAUUUUUGGGUUGAAAUGACGUGGAAACAACGUUGACUCAACCAAUUUUUUCCCAGUGGGAUGUGACAUCCCAAAGGAAGGUUUGAUAUCACCCAUGGUGACCCAUCUUUGCUAUGUCAUGAUCCUCAUCGUUAGGAUUCUACAACAACACCCGCCCACAUCCUCUUUGAUGGGCCUUUGACCCACCUAUUUUGUAUAUUUUCAAGGUUUUAUUUAAUGUUUUCACUACAAAUCAUUUGCCAAUUAUCACAAUGAGACCCAACCUUGUGUGCAGGACAACACAUAAGUCCAGAUUAAAAUAUUUAUUUGAUAGUUUGUAUUUGUGUCAAAUGAUCGAGCUGUUGAGUAUUUUUGUGGUCUCUAAUCACGAGGUGUUGUGCUGUAUUUGACCCCACUCAGUCCAAUGGCCAGCUCAGUGUUCCACCCAGCCCCCCUCCCCCUAAUGUUUAUGCUGGUUUAGGAAAAGCAAGAGUUGAUUUCAGACAAAUAUAACUUGUUUACAACAUGAAACUAGCCACAUCGCUCUCUCUCUCUGCCUCUCACUCCCUAGUCUGCUGUCACUCAAGUGUUAUGGUAUUCCUAUGUGCAUAUUUCAUGCCAGUUCACUAUGUUGUUACUGUAUGCAGUCUGUGUAGUCAGAAACAGGGGCAGAGCCCUAUGGUGUUCUUUCUUUUUUCAAUACAAAAGUUUUUUAAAAACAUGAUAUUUCAGGCAGCAUAUGUGUGGAGAAACCAAAGCCAGUGGCAUUUCUGUAUUGUAAUAUUAUUCAACCUUUAUUUUCACAUUCAUUUAUGGUUAUUGCAAGCAUUGAAAAAACAAUAAAAGCAUUUACUCAAAAUGUA